Vicugna pacos (alpaca) is the source of this 2398-nucleotide messenger RNA. The record is from RefSeq and is a predicted model, not a curated record. NCBI's taxonomy places the organism in Eukaryota, Metazoa, Chordata, Mammalia, Artiodactyla, Camelidae.
AUGGCCGCGCGGGCUGCGCCCUGAGCCCGUCCCGCGCCCGCGGGCCCGGCCGAGCAGGAUAGCGCCCAGGGAUGCCUCGGUGGCCCGGAGCGCGGGGAACGGCAGCCGCGCGGUGAGGGCGGCGGCGCCCGCGGAACCCACGACUGCGAGGAACUGCUGCCGCCAUUGCCAACCCCCAUGGCCUACAUUCCGGGUGGGGGUGCCCCAGCAUCGGGGGUAGCCCCCCUGGGCUCCCAGUACUGCGUGUGCAAGGUGGAGCUAUCGGUGAGUGGCCAGAACUUGCUGGACCGGGAUGUCACCUCCAAGUCCGACCCCUUCUGUGUCCUCUUCACAGAGAAUGAAGGCAGGUGGAUCGAGUACGACAGGACAGAAACUGCAAUCAACAACCUCAACCCCGCAUUCUCCAAGAAAUUUGUCCUUGAUUACCACUUUGAAGAGGUGCAAAAGCUCAAGUUUGCACUGUUUGACCAGGACAAGUCCAGCACGCAGCUUGAGGAGCAUGAUUUCCUGGGCCAGUUCUCCUGCAGCCUGGGCACGAUCGUCUCCAGCAAGAAGAUCACUCGGCCUCUGCUGCUGAUGAAUGACAAGCCUGCGGGGAAGGGCUUGAUUACGAUCGCUGCCCAGGAGCUAUCAGACAACCGAGUCAUCACGCUGAGUCUGGCAGGCAGGAAGCUGGACAAGAAGGAUCUCUUCGGGAAGUCAGACCCAUUUCUCGAGUUUUAUAAACCAGGAGUUGAUGGCAAGUGGAUGCUGGUCCACAGGACUGAGGUGAUCAAGUACACGCUGGACCCUGUGUGGAAGCCUUUCACUGUGCCAUUGGUGUCCUUGUGUGAUGGGGACAUGGAGAAGCCCAUCCAGGUUAUGUGCUAUGACUAUGACAACGAUGGGGGCCAUGACUUCAUUGGGGAGUUCCAGACCUCAGUGUCACAGAUGUGUGAGGCUCAUGAUGGCAUCCCGCGGGAAUUUGAGUGUAUCAACCCCAAGAAGCAGAGGAAGAAGAAGAAUUAUAAAAACUCGGGCAUCAUUAUCCUGCGUUCCUGCAAGAUAAAGCGGGACUACUCCUUCCUGGACUACAUCCUGGGAGGCUGCCAGCUCAUGUUCACCGUUGGAAUAGACUUCACAGCCUCCAAUGGAAAUCCCCUUGACCCUUCCUCUUUGCACUAUAUCAACCCCAUGGGCACCAAUGAAUAUUUGUCGGCCAUCUGGGCAGUCGGGCAGAUCAUUCAGGACUACGACAGUGAUAAGAUGUUUCCAGCUCUGGGCUUUGGGGCACAGUUACCCCCAGACUGGAAGAUGAGGAAACUGAGGCUCAGAGAGGAUGAUCAUUCUGAGAUCCUUUCAACUUCCACUGCCCUGCCACUGCCAGGACUAGAGGGAACAGUAUCGUCUCCCAUGAGUUUGCCAUCAACUUCAACCCCACCAACCCCUUCUGCUCAGGUGUGGACGGCAUUGCCCAGGCAUACUCGGCUUGCCUGCCCCACAUCCGCUUCUAUGGUCCCACCAAUUUCUCUCCUAUCAUCAACCACGUGGCCCGGUUUGCAGCCCAGGCCACGCAGCAGCAGACAGCCACGCAGUACUUCAUCCUCCUUAUCAUCACGGACGGUGUCAUCAGUGACAUGGAGGAGACGCGGCACGCCGUGGUGCAGGCUUCCAGGCUGCCCAUGUCCAUCAUCAUCGUGGGUGUGGGUAACGCCGACUUCGCUGCCAUGGAGUUCCUGGACGGGGACAGCCGCACGCUACGCUCCCACACAGGGGAGGAGGCAGCCCGUGAUAUUGUGCAGUUCGUGCCCUUUCGAGAAUUCCGCAACGCGGCAAAAGAGACGUUGGCCAAAGCUGUGCUGGCGGAGCUGCCCCAACAAGUUGUUCAGUAUUUCAAGCAUAAAAACCUGCCCCCCACCAACUCGGAGCCUGCCUGAGUGCAGCCUUCGCCCAGCAGCAGCAUGCCGGCUGGGCCUCCCGCCCUCCCCAGGAACAUGCAUGUUCACCCUGCUUCCUUGUGGGUGGCCUUUUUUUUUUUUCUCCUUCAACCGAUCCACAUUUUUAUUUUUCACAACCGGACCUCCACCCCCAACUUCCUCCAGCCCAGCUGGGCUUCCUUUGUUGGAGUCGACUGAUGAUGCUUCCAGGCCAAACCGGCUUCCUCUCCUCCUCUCCCCACCUUUGCCACUCUUAAGUAUUGAAUGUACUUUGUAUAAUUUUAGUGGAAUUAUUGUUAUUAAAGAGAAUAAAAUUUUUACAAUCAUAACUGGCUUUUUCCAAGUAACUAGCUACAGACUCAAAGGAACAUGUCCCCGGUGCAUACUUUGUGUGGUAGCCUGCACCUAAUUCCUGCUCUGUUUUUUUAUACUGUGACAGUGUUCUAUUUGUUAUACUCAGGGUAAUAAAGGAGUUUCAAACA